UACACCAUGACUCUCUUGACCAUGAUCUCGUUGGCUCUCUUGAGCAUCUCGACUGCCCAAGCAGCUCCCCUCUCCCGUCUCGAAAAACGCAUCGCCCAAGUCAUCCCCGAAGCCACUGCCAAAUGGGAACAAGCCUGUCUCGCUGCGGGUGGCGGUCAACAAUGCAACCCCCAAUCCGUCGCCGCAUUCUCGACGCUCCUCGCCGCUCCAGGUCCUUGUGAACAACAAGACCAAGCGGACAAGAUGAUCGAUCUCGCCAAACAAUUGAAUAACAAUGCAGAGAUGAUCAGCCAGUCGGUGUUGUAUUGCCAAUCGGCUCCGCGCAACCAAGAGCUCUCCGGGCUCUUCCAGUGCCAGUUCCAAGGCGUCAACGACAACAUCUUUACGGGUGGCGUGCCCGCUGGGUCGCCCGGUACCAUUCCAUUCGGUCGUUCCUCUGCACCUUCGCCACCAGGCUCGUGCCCUGCUAAUCCUGGGGGCAAGAUUCCCGAUGGACAACAGUUGAACAAUAUCGUCAACAACCCGGGAAGUGGUAACACUGGAGGAAACAACAACAAUAACGGCAAUAAUGGCAACAACAACAAUAAUGGAAAUAAUGGAAAUAAUGGAAAUGGAAAUAACGGAAAUGGACAACAAGCUCCCGCUCCUACUACCACCGCUGCUGCUCCCGCCAACACCCCUCCCGCCAACAACAACAAUGGCAACACGGGAACGACCCCAUCAACGGGUACAGGCUUCCAACUCUCCAACGCUCAAGCCGCCCAACAACUCAACGUCAAAUUCCAAUCUCUCGCUGUAGGCGGUGCAUGCACCGUCGGUGAGGUCGCCUGUAUCGGGGACGCAUUCGCUCAAUGCCCAUUCGGCACGUUCAUCACCACCCCUUGUGCGGGUGGCCUCAAGUGCCGUGCGCUCCCACUCGUUAAUAGUGUGGGGACGAGUGUGACGUGCACUACGGAUGAUGAUGCCGCGAGGAGGUUUGCGGCUGCUGGUGCCUCUGGUGGAUUCGACGGUCGUCAAUAA
Messenger RNA from Acaulospora colombiana, 1020 nucleotides. NCBI's taxonomy places the organism in Eukaryota, Fungi, Glomeromycota, Glomeromycetes, Diversisporales, Acaulosporaceae. The record is from the annotation of a GenBank genome assembly.